GACAAGAACAUGCGCGGUUGAAUGAUGGCCGGUGGGAGGAAAGCAUAGCGCAUGCGCUUUGCGGCAAGUGGCUGACGGGAGCCGGUGGCUGCGGCGGGACGGUUGAGUUGGGCGCACCGCUCCACUGGCAGAAGUAAAUAUGAGGCGAUCAGCAGCUCCAAGUCAACGUCUAGGGAAUUCAGCUAAAAAGCCAAGGUUUAUACCCCCAGGAAAAAAUAACACCAUCUGUCUGAAGAAAGAAAAUGAACAGCUGGUCCCAGAAAUUAAGUUGACUGAGGUAGAAGAGAAACAGCAGAGCGGCUCUGGGCAUACAAGAGCUCUUUCUAGAAUAUGUGGAAUAAAUAUAAAUUCUACACAGGCUGUGGAAUCUCUUGGAGAAAUAAGCUCCAUGGAAAAGUGUAAUGGAGAAAAUGAGUGUAAGGCUGCUGGAAUGAAAAAAGUAAAUAGAACUAAAGCAGACCCAGUGCAUGUACGAACACCAGAAAUAGCAAGACACAAGAAAGAGGAAGACGAACCUGACUGCCUUGCAAAAUACUUCAGUGUUGUGUGGUGUAAAGCUUCAAAGAAAAAACACAAGAAGUGGGAAGGUGAUGCUGUUCUUAUUGCAAAAGGAAAGUCUGUGAUACUGAAAGAUAUGGAAGGCAAAGACAUUGGAAGAGGUACUGGAUAUAAAUCUAAAGACCUUGAAAGUCUUGAUGAAGGUCAGACGCUGACGAUUGGAGGAAAAGAAAUUGAAGUGAUGGGUAUAAUUUCAGCAGAGGACUUUAGUAGUGGCAAAUGUUUUCAGACUGGUGUUGGGAUGUCCACCACAGUCCCAAUUGCUUCUUCACAAAGUACCCUAAAACCAUUCUGUAGCCCAUUCAAAAAUGUCUGCAAGCCAAGCACUAAAGAAAAUCUACUUAAGGAGUCCCAGAACUACAAACCUCGCCAUGAUCCAAAUGCAUCAAAUUCUUUAGUUAUGCCACGUCCAACUCCAGAUCACCAGCGGAUGUUCAAUAAGGCUGGUUUACCUGUGGUGGAUGUAGUUGUGGAUCCUUACCUUGUAAAUCAUCUUCGCUCACAUCAGAAAGAAGGAAUUGUAUUCCUGUACGAGUGUGCGAUGGGAAUGAGACUAAGUGGCAGAUUUGGAGCUAUUCUUGCUGAUGAAAUGGGCUUAGGAAAAACAUUUCAAUGCAUUUCGCUUGUCUGGACUCUCCUGCGUCAGGGGCUGUAUGGAUGCAAACCUAUAAUAAAGCGGGCACUGAUUGUCACCCCUGGGAGUCUGGUGAAGAACUGGAAAAAAGAAUUUCAGAAAUGGCUGGGAAGUGAAAGGAUCAAAGUAUUUACAGUUGAUCAGGAUAACAAAGUAGAAGAGUUCAUCAAUUCCCCACUUCAUUCAGUUCUGAUAAUCAGUUAUGAGAUGUUGCUGCGCACCUUGGACCUAAUUCAGACUAUAGAAUUUAACCUCCUAAUCUGCGAUGAGGGGCAUCGUUUGAAAAACAGCUCCAUUAAGACAACCACAGCCCUCGUCAGUCUGUCCUGUGACAGAAGAAUUAUCCUGACUGGCACUCCAAUUCAAAAUGACCUGCAAGAAUUUUACGCAUUAAUAGAGUUUGUAAAUCCAGGAAUACUUGGUUCUUUGUCCACAUACAGAAAAAUAUAUGAGGAGCCUAUUAUUCAGUCCCGAGAGCCUUCAGCAACAAAGGAAGAAAAGGAGUUAGGAGAGAAAAGAGCAGCAGAACUCACUCGCCUAACUGGACUGUUUAUUCUUAGAAGAACACAAGAGAUCAUAAACAAAUUUCUCCCACCGAAAAAGGAGAGCAUACUUUUCUGCCGACCAACAGCCUUGCAGCUUGAACUCUAUAGAAAACUGCUUAGUUCUCGAGUCAUUAGAUCCUGCCUACAAGGAGUACUAGAAAACUGUCCUCAUCUGAUAUGUAUAGGAGCUUUGAAAAAACUCUGCAACCAUCCCUGUCUUCUGUUUAAUGCCAUAAAGGAAAAACAAUGUAAUCCAACUUGUGAUGAAUCUGAGGAAUCCAAUCUUUAUGAAGGUUUAAGAGAGAUUUUCCCACAAGAUUAUACCUCCACCACUUUCACUGAAACUGAUUCAGGAAAAUUACAGGUCCUGGCAAAGCUGUUGGCAGCAAUCCGUGAACUCAGCCCUUCUGAAAGAAUUGUGUUGGUAUCUAAUUAUACACAGACAUUGAAUAUUUUGCAAGAGAUGUGCAAACAUUACGGAUACUCUUAUACAAGACUUGAUGGACACACUCCUAUCUCACAGAGGCAACAGAUUGUGGAUAGUUUUAAUAAUAAAUUCUGUUCAGCAUUUAUCUUUUUGCUGAGUUCGAAGGCUGGCGGUGUAGGUCUGAACCUUGUUGGAGCAUCUCAUUUAAUUCUAUAUGAUAUUGACUGGAAUCCAGCCACAGAUAUUCAGGCAAUGGCCAGGGUAUGGAGAGAUGGUCAGAAACACACUGUGCAUAUUUACAGACUGCUAACUACAGGCUCAAUAGAAGAAAAGAUCUAUCAGAGACAGAUCAGCAAGCAGGGACUUUCUGGGGCAGUCGUAGACCUUUCCAAGACAUCUGAACACAUCCGUUUUUCCAUUGAGGAACUUAAAAAUCUCUUUAUACUACAUGAAGAUUCCAGUUGUGUUACCCAUGACCUGCUUGAGUGCAACUGUAUGGGAAAGAAAGACCAUCAAAAUCCACAGGACCCUUUCAUCAGCUGAUGAUGAGAAAAGAUUCAUUCCUUGAACUAAUGACCUCUACUUUUAACAGCCUCUUAAAUCCUUAAACAAAUCAAGGCAAAUUGGACUAGUGACAAUGGUUAUGAUCAGGCAACAUUAUUUAUGAAACUCAGACAAAGAAAGUGUCAAAAGCAAGAAUGAUUAGAUGAUACAAACAAGGGACUAGAUUAUCAAUUGGUGUAAAUCACUGUAGCACUGUUGAUUUGACUGGGACUGUACCAGCUUACAUCAGUUGAGGAUCUGGCCAAAGGUGUAAUAGUGCCCAAAAUACAGACAACCAUUUGUGGCAAGGUUACUAUCUAAAAUUGGAAGAGAGUGAUUAGAACAGUCAGCAGAAGGGUGCAAAACAGAUCCCUAGCUUCUGCCUGCCCUAUGCCAAAGAUAAAAGUAGUUCCACUUCCACUAGUAUUCCUAAUACCUCCCUUUCCACUCUUUCUGUGUGGUGUGGUGUUUAAUUUUUUUUUGUUGCAUAUAGUUGAUUUAAAUUAGGGUUAGGAUUUUUUGUUUUCAUAUGUUUUUUUAAAUGUCUUAAUCUUGUUUUCAUUAAGAUAGCUCUCCACAAGUCAAACCUUUAUGACAGAUCUAGCAUCUAAGAAAUAGGGCAUCGAUUGCCCCAAUAAGUUCCCUUCUUCUGAUGGGCAUGAGAUGCUCAUCUAUAAUAGCACUACUAGUGUAACAAUGGUGCAAAUGCUGAUCUCUUCUAAAUAGACACUCUCUGCUAUCAUAGUAAUGAGACCCAAAGAAAUAUCUACAACAUUUUAAAAUUGCAUUUUUACAGCACUAAGUAAAAAUGCAGUUGGUGAGAAUUAUUCUUCUAAAAUCCUCCUAAGCCUGCCAUCUAAGUACAUGUCUUCUUACCAGCAGAUGCAAACAGGAAAUUAAGCAAUAAAAAAAGGGGUUGACCCUGUUUGGUUGUUUACAUGUUUCCAGCAGAUAGACUAGAGUUUUGCUCAUUUUGCUUCUCCUCCCCUUCUCACCUCAAGUUUGGCAGGGUUUGUAUAGUUAAGGUAGGGUGCUUUUAUAGUGAAGAGUUUUUUUUGUUUUUCACUUUACUUUUGGUUAAAGUACUCUGACAAGCAAUCUACUGAUUUCAUUGUCUUUGUGUUCUUUUCAUGGCUGAAAAGCUGGGGCUUCAGUUCUUGGGGGGAAAUGGAGCUCAUGUGAGCUGGUAAAAUAAACCUAGUGGAUCCAGCUCUAUGUUUUCUGUGGGCACUCGCGCAGGGCCUGUUUUUUUACCUAGUGUCCUGAUAGUGACUUGAUCAAGAUCUACAGUUACAGGAGUAUUAUAGACAUCCCAGAGGGAA
Molecule: messenger RNA, 4029 nt
Organism: Gopherus flavomarginatus (Mexican gopher tortoise)
Lineage: Eukaryota; Metazoa; Chordata; Testudines; Testudinidae
Gene: RAD54B
Product: RAD54 homolog B
Exons: 15
Coding region: 140-2707 (855 amino acids)
Biological process (GO): reciprocal meiotic recombination; double-strand break repair via homologous recombination
Cellular component (GO): nucleus
Molecular function (GO): ATP binding; DNA translocase activity; ATP-dependent chromatin remodeler activity
Source: RefSeq, a predicted model, not a curated record